Messenger RNA from Mytilus californianus (California mussel), 953 nucleotides. RefSeq lists its product as uncharacterized. The record is from RefSeq and is a predicted model, not a curated record. NCBI's taxonomy places the organism in Eukaryota, Metazoa, Mollusca, Bivalvia, Mytilida, Mytilidae. The transcript has 4 exons. The coding region runs from base 134 to 757 and encodes 207 amino acids.
AGACACUCAAAUAGAUCUUCAGGAGGAACCAAUCAAAAACACUAUUUCAAACCAUGUGUGUCGGUCUGAAGACCCUGAUACAGAAGAUACAGACAAUCAGAGUUCAGGUAUAAUUGCUGGAACAGUAACAUCGAUGUUGGUGAUUGGGGUUGUCGUAGUUAUAGUUAUAUUCACAUAUAGAAGAUUCAACUUUAAAUCCCCGAAACGUAAGGCUAAUCGUAGUGAAAGAGACCCACCUACGAAUAAUAUGUAUAGACUGGAAAAACAUUCAGAGGCUCUAAGUAACGCAAUUGACAUGACAGUAAGUCCAAACUCCUUUACAAAGCCUCCAUCAGCUAAUAAUACAAAGGUACAUGUACAGAAGGCAGCAGAAGAGGAAAAUGUUGAUGCAUCCGAUCUUACAGAGAAAACAAUCAAUGCUAUUGCAAAUCCAGGAUACAACGAUCUUCAAGUAAAGGUCGAUACACAGACCAAUCAAAGUGGAGAUAAACAAGGUUCAAAUUCCUUGGCGAAUACGAUGACAUCUGCUGACUACGGCCUCGCAAAGACAAUAACAGACCUAGGUGAAAUGAAUAUUAACACAGAUAAUACAGACUACGACCAUUUAAGUAGUGUACAACUUCAGGAAAAAGACAGUGUGAAUGUGUAUGACCAUGUUCCGAACAUAAUUGAUUCAGAUGACACUUAUGACCAUUCCGCAAUAAACAUGCAUAAAUACGAAUCUAACAAUUAUGAUCACUUUGAUGUUCAAAACUAACAAAACUUGCGUACUGUAUGGUAUUAUCUCUACGGGUUCUUUGUCAUUUAUAUACUCUAUUUCGUAAGGUGUCACGAUAUUUUUUUCCGUUCAUUUUGUUUUUCUGUUAUGAUUCAGUAUGGUCAAUUGGUAUAGCAUGAGUAAUACUAUCAACUGUUUUGACGUUUAAAGAAUCAAAUUAAAGUUACUUGAUAUG